AUGGCAGUGGAAGCUGCAAACUCUCCCGUGGAUGCCGUCUCGGGCAAGACGGCGCAAGUCUCGGGAAUUCGCAAGAACGGCAAACAGUGGCACCAGCCUAGAAAACCAUUCCGACCCACUGCUGGCCAAACGACAUACGCCAAACGGGUCGUCAAGCAAGCGCAAGAGGCCGAAGUGAAGAAGAUGGAAAACGAGAUGAAGGCGGAGAAGGAGGCUUUGCGACAGAGGAGAAUUCAGGCUAUUCGAGACCGUCGAGAGGCCAAGGAAGAGCGGGAGCGGUAUGAGAAGAUGGCGGAGAAGAUGCAUCGCAAACGGGUGGAGAGAUUGAAGAGGCGCGAGAAGCGGAACAAGUUGUUGAAAUCCUAG
Molecule: messenger RNA, 366 nt
Organism: Neohortaea acidophila
Lineage: Eukaryota; Fungi; Ascomycota; Dothideomycetes; Mycosphaerellales; Teratosphaeriaceae
Exons: 2
Coding region: 1-366 (121 amino acids)
Source: RefSeq, a predicted model, not a curated record